Messenger RNA from Gekko japonicus, 2994 nucleotides. Its product is annotated as zinc finger protein 14-like. Gene Ontology annotation, molecular function: RNA polymerase II cis-regulatory region sequence-specific DNA binding; DNA-binding transcription activator activity, RNA polymerase II-specific. Lineage: Eukaryota; Metazoa; Chordata; Lepidosauria; Squamata; Gekkonidae. The coding region runs from base 1 to 2994 and encodes 997 amino acids. Gene Ontology annotation, cellular component: nucleus. The transcript is spliced from 7 exons. Gene Ontology annotation, biological process: regulation of transcription by RNA polymerase II. The record is from RefSeq and is a predicted model, not a curated record.
AUGUCCGGAUCCUCAGGCUGGCGCUGGGUCCCUACCGGGGCUGGAGAUGCAGCAGGCGGCUGGACUAACUGCACACCGCCAGUGCAGCCGCCAUUUUGGGGCGCACGCCUAGUCGACCGGGACCAGCUUGUUUUUGCCGGGUCGACGGCGGGGGCGUCUGCGGUGCAGCGGGCAGCCAUAGAGGAGCGCCGGACGGCUCGGGUGCUAGCAGGGGUGGCAUCUUCCAGGGGGACCCUCCUUCUUCCUGCCCGAGCCGAGUACCAUCAGGUGCAGGACGAACGGAUCGUUCGAGCCGAGUGCCAUCAGAUGUGUGGGCGAUCCGUGAAGAUGGAAGCAAAGUUCUCUGAAGCAGAAGGAGCUCCGUCAGAGGAAGGAGCAGAUGUAGAGGAGGCAGCUGGGGAAUUCAUGGGGUUGUCUUUGGAAAAAGUAAAGAAUGAAGAUGCUGAAGGACACUUUGGAGAUGGAGAUGGACCACAGAGGCUGGAGGGAAGCCAAGCAGCAGGGGAUGAUCAGAGAAAUGAAGAGGAUGAGGAACUGCAUCCUCUAUCACCAGAUGAAGUCAAGGAUGAAGACUUGAGAGAAAACUUCAGAAACCAAGUUGGACCUAAAAGGCAGAAAAGAAGCCACAUCAUCCAGAAGAGGGGUAAACCGAUUCCUCGCCAAGGGCAGGAUUUCCAAGAAGUAAUUGACAUGGUGAAGGAGACAUACAAGUGCUUCACGUGUGGAAUGAACUUCUCAGAUCAAUUCCAGUAUAAUGUCCAUUUACGAAUGCACAAUGAGAAGAAGACCCAUCGAUGGCUGGAGUGUGGAAAGACCAUGAUUCGCAAAGAAGAGCUCCUUAGACAUCAAAGAACAUGUAGAGGAGAGAAACCUUAUAGCUGCUCAGACUUGGGUAAGAGAUUCUCAGAGAAAUCAGACCUUAGAGGGGAGAAGCCUUUUAAAUGCUCAGAGUGUGGGAAGAGAUUCAGUCACAGUAGCCAUCUUCAGAAUCAUCUAAGAAUCCACACAGGAGAGAAGCCUUUUGAAUGCUCAGAUUGUGGGAAGAGAUUCAGUCGCGGUGGUCAUCUUCAAACCCAUCUAAGAACCCACACAGGGGAGAAGCCUUUUGAAUGCUCAGAGUGUGGGAAGAGAUUCAGUCACAGUUGCCAUCUUCAAACCCAUCUAAGAACCCACACAGGGGAAAAGCCUUUUGAAUGCUCAGGAUGUGGGAAGAGAUUCAGUCACAGAGACACUCUUCAAAAACAUCUAAGAACCCACACAGGAGAGAAGCCUUUUGAAUGCUCAGAAUGUGGGAAGAGAUUCAGUCAGAGUAGCAGUCUUCAAACGCAUCUAAGAACCCACACAGGGGAGAAGCCUUUUGAAUGCUCAGAAUGUGGGAAGAGAUUCAGUUGCAGUGGCCAUCUUCAAACCCACCUAAGAACCCACACAGGGGAGAAGCCUUUUGAAUGCGCAGAAUGUGGGAAGAGAUUCAGUUGCAGUGGCCAUCUUAAAAAACAUCUAAGAACCCACACGGGGGAGAAGCCUUUUGAAUGCUCAGAAUGUGGGAAGAGAUUCAUUCACAGAGGCACUCUUCAAAAACAUCUAAGAACCCACACAGGGGAGAAGCCUUUUGAAUGCUCAGAGUGUGGGAAGAGAUUCAGUCACAGUGGCCAUCUUCAAACCCAUCUAAGAACCCACACAGGGGAGAAGCCUUUUGAAUGCUCAGAAUGUGGGAAGAGAUUCAGUCAAAGUAGCACUCUUCAAACUCAUCUAAGGACCCACACAGGGGAGAAGCCUUUUGAAUGCUCAGAGUGUGGGAAGAGAUUCAGUCGCAGUAGCCAUCUUCAAAACCAUCUAAGAACCCACACAGGGGAGAAGCCUUUUGAAUGCUCAGAAUGUGGGAAGAGAUUCAUUCACAGAGGCACUCUUCAAAAACAUCUAAGAACCCACACGGGGGAGAAGCCUUUUGAAUGCUCAGAAUGUUGGAAGAGAUUCAGGUACAGUGGCCAUCUUCUAACCCAUCUAAGAACCCACACAGGGGAGAAGCCUUUUGAAUUCUCAGAGUGUGGGAAGAGAUUUAGUGACAGUAGCACUUCUCAACCUCAUGUAAGUAUCCACACAGGGGAGAAGCCUUUUGAAUGUUCAGAGUGUGGGAAGAGAUUCAAUAACAGUAGCAGUCUUCAAAUACAUGUAAGGACCCACACAGGGGAGAAGCCUUUUGAAUGCUCAGAAUGUGGGAAGAGAUUCAGUCGCAGUGGCAGUCUUCAAAAUCAUCUAGCUAUCCACACAGGGGAGAAGCCUUUUGAAUGCUCAGAAUGUGGGAAGAGAUUCAGUCGCAGUGACACUCUUCAAAAUCAUUUUAGAAUCCACACAGGGGAGAAACCUUUUGAAUGCUCAGAGUGUGGGAAGAGAUUCAUUGACAGUAGCACUCUUCAAAAACAUCUUAGAACCCACACAGGGGAGAAGCCUUUUGAAUGUUCAGACUGUGGGAAGAGAUUCAGUCGCAGUGGCACUCUUCAAAAUCAUUUAAGAACCCACACAGGGGAGAAGCCUUUUGAAUGCUCAGAGUGUGGGAAGAGAUUCAGUCAUAGUAGUCCUCUUAAAACCCAUCUCAGAACCCACACAGGGGAGAAGAAACAUCUAAGAACCCACACGGGGGGGAAGCCUUUUGAAUGCUCAGAGUGUGGGAAAAGAUUCCAUGACAGUAGCACUGUGCUCCUGAUUUCUGAUAGUGCUGUGAAGACUACAGUCGCUGACGGCUGGGUUCAUCAUACCAGAGUGAAACGAGUUCGUGAUGCAGAUGAGGUGCCAGGUGGUCCUGAAGACGCAGAGAGUGACAAGGAAGCAACAUCAGAAGGCGACGGGACAGCCAGUGUCCUAGCUACUGGCGAGGGCCACGUGCAAGAGCCUGAAGAAACGGAUUCCCGAAGUGUGGGAUCCCAAGAACCUGAUAGGGAUAAAUCCUGGAGGCCAGAACCUUUCGACUGUCUCCAAGCUCUGUUUCAGCACCCUUAA